GUCAGGGGGAGAGAGAAAAAUAGGGGAUGUUUUUUUUGCGAAAAUUAUGAUUGUAGUUUUUUAUUCUUUGGGGGGUUAACAAUUGUGUGGGUAGUUCAAGUAUUUAGCUACAAUGCUACAUGGCAAAACAAGUAAUUAGCUAAUGAAAAUACAAUGAAGAUUUGAAUUUAGUUAAACUACCACCUAGCUUCUGUGGAUCUAUUGCAUGAUAAAGACGAAUAGCUUAACAUUAUAGCACACAAAACAAAUUAAUUUAACACCAAUGUGCAGCGGUGUGGUUUAAAAAAACAGUAAUAUAUAAUACUGCCUAGACCAGUUACUAUCCCACUAUAUAACCUACUGGCAGCGCAGUCGCUUCAAAACAGUGGAUUGUCAUCUAGGGUUUAUAGUUUCGUUGGUCGGAUAAGAAGUGCUUUGAAAACCGCUUCGCAGCAUCAGAGCUCCGGCAUCAAUCGUACACUUGGCCUACUACUUACUAUCCGCUGCCUAUCGAGUCACCGCGUGACGUUCUCCCGUCAUAGAUACAUUGUUCCGAGGAGAAAAACAGGGAAAUAAUCAACUACAUUCUUUCCUAUCAAGAUGAUGUGGAGUCUGUGGAUCCUGUUGGGAACUCUCGGUGUGGAUGGCUAUGCGAUGCACGACCUGCACGAGCGUCUGUCCCACGGGCGUCAGCUGAAGAUCUACCUCCCGAAGAGCUCUUCAAAGCUGGAGUUUACCCCUGCUGCAGAGCCCGCAAAGACCUACCUGUACUGGGACCAUGGUGCCCGGACCAACAAGGGACGGGUGUCUGGGACAGGGACUGACAGGCGCUGGUAUCUGGACAAGGUGACGUACGAGGACCAGGGAACCUACGUCCAGAGAGACCACUGGAACAAGGAGAUCUCCUCACUCAAAGUGGCCGUGAACACCAGGCAUGAGUACCCGAAGUGCGUGGCGGGCGAGGACCUCUACAUCUCAUUGGAGGGCAUUGACCUAGCCGACGCCCAACUCUCCUUCUCUGGCGCCGACGCCAAUAUCACCCUGGUGCAUGAUGGGGCCGUGGUCGCCCAGGACCACCCGGACUACUGGAACCGGGUCAAGACCUACUCCACCAAGAUCACCAUCGAGAACGUCAACACCACGGACGUGGGUUACUACACGCUGAGGGACAGGAGAGACAGGGUGGUCUCCAUCAUCAGGAUGGAACUCACAGACCACCAUGACUAUGAAGCGGCUAACCCCCUCAUGGCCCUUCUCCUCCUGCUGGGGAUCCCCGCAGGUAUCUGCUGCUGUUGCCAGAAGAAGAUCUUCAAGAAGAAAGCCCCCCACCCCACAGCCGUCCUCCAGGGGACCCCCGAGACUCUGCACCCUCCUCCCGGCUACAAUAUCCCUGGAGGGGUGUCCCCUGGACCUGGUGGCCCGGUAUUUUAUCAUGGCCCAGGCCCAGAUCCUAACAUGGGAGGUUACCCCCAGGUCUACUCUCCCCCCAACCCUGGGAUGCCUGGCCAGCCUCAGUGGACUGGACCCCCAUUCCAACCAGGGUUCAACCCAGGCUACCACCCACAGGACCCUAUGUACCCCCCCGCCCAGCCCCUGCAGUGGAACGGCCCGCCGCCCAACCAGCCACAGUAUAACCCUGGUGCUCCUCCUAUGUGGAGUGGGCCGCCUAACCAGUAUCAGUAUCCCAUGGCUCCGAUGGGGUAUGCUCCAGUGAUGUACAGUGCCAUGCCUCCAGGUGAGCCAGUGAAGGAGGAGAUAAAGAUGGAGAACAUGUCUCCUGCUGAUCCCCUCCUCGCCCACCCCCCACAACCCCCCCAGGCGUCAUCGCCCUCCGCCCCCGUGCCUGCCUCUGACGUCCUCCACUCCUCGGACGGAGCCUACCAGUUUAACAUCGACACAGGAAAGAACACCACCACCAACACCACCAACUUCCUGUAGAACACCACCCAAUGGCCCAAUCAGGAGCGGCCUUUUCAACGUAAUGGGGGCUCGUCCCAAUUGCUUCCUUUCCUCGUCUCCUUUCCUCGUUGCUUUCCCUGUGUGACCACUGAUAUUAAUGGGAGGUAUAAACCAUGGGGGCUGUUUGCGAUUCAAUUUAGGGAGGUGGUAAACAAGAGAAGUGCUAAUGAAUUUACCCACGAAAAUGCAGUGAUCCAUUCUCACAACAACAACAAAAAACAGCUGACAUAACUAGGUCCCGAGCUGUGUUUUUAUUCACUGUGGUUUUUUUACCCCCUACCCCUUUCACAUAAACAAAGGUAACAAAAUGUAAAAAAUAAGGGGUUUUGCCUCUGUGUAAAUGGGGUAUUAAUGAAGGAAAGGAGAUAAGGAAAGUCGGUAAUUGGAAUAUGCCUCUAUUUCCUGUAUAGGGACAGGAAGUGUCCAUUAGCUGUGAUACAGAGCCUGUCAAAAUGGCUGAAACGGACAAUGGAAGCAUGGGAUUGGUGCAAGAAUGGCUGAAGGUAGUUACCACCAUAUUCCCUGUCCAUUUAUUUUAAAUAUACUAGGGGGAUUGUACGAGUGCACACUUCGGGAGAAGGGUAGAAAAUUGGAAUGUAGCCAGAGUCUAGGGGCGAGGGUUGAGAAGGCAGUAGAAAAGGUCGGUUAUGUUACAUUUAUUGUUUUAAACCUGUAGCCUUAGAUUUUUCUAACUUGUCUUUUUUUAAACUCAACAGUAAAGAUGGUAUCUAUGAAACACUCCAACUGCCAACCAUCUCGCAAAAAAAACAAACACGAUCAUUAUCCAACCAGAGAACCUACAUCACACCCAGUCAUGAUCCAAUCAGAUGGUACCAGGAAAACUCAUCAUCACUCUGGAUAGACAAAGCAAAGCUCUCUAUAAACAAGUAUAUACAUGUAAAUACAAUCACAAAUGCCUUUAUGUUCCAAAGUUUAGUUUGUCAUUAUAUGCAUGAUGGACCAUUUUAGUACUUUAUAUGAAACUACUGUCAUUUCAACCGGGUAUGCAGAGUUAAUUAACUGUUUUGGCAGCUUAUGAUUAAAAACAAUUGGGAAGCGGGUGCUAUUCUAUUAGACCCAAAUAGCCCCCUAUUCCUUACAUAGUUCACUACUUUUGACCCGAGUAAAUGUCAUUCCUGUGCAUCUGUUCUCUUGUAUUGUCAUCACGUUAGGUUAAACACGGACAGUUUUGUAGCGUCAACAAGGCUAACAGAGGUGUAUGAGUUCCACAAGAGCCUAUGCAAAUCACAAAGUUGGAAUAGUUACCACUUUAUUACUGUAUAUAAUCAGCCAUGUUAAUAUGAAUUAUAUUAAUAUUAAUUAUGUUAAAAUAUGUAGUAUGUAUAAAUAUUCAAGGAACAUUUUAAUUUGCAGUGUACAAACUUAACAUGAUGAACAGCAAUGACAUUUACGCUAACGGGCGACGAGCAUUUCCAGAUCAUGUGACCUGACCAGAAAAAUUUCCUGGCCUAGUUCUUUGUUCUCAUCAUUACAUCGUCGUUAGUCAUCUUUCAACCAUUGCAAUGUGACACUGCCAAGGAACCAGAGUUGGCAUUCUACCUCUCAUUCCUUCAUCUAUGCACAUAUAGGCUCUCCUCCAAUAUCCACACUAUCAUACCACUUAGAAUGAAGCCAUGGAUGUGUCCAAAAUGGCACCCUAUUCUCUAUCAAAUGUAUUACUUUUGACCAGGGCCCAAGUUUAUUAAGGUUACUUUACCACUGCAUUUGUUUUUUGUCAGUUACCAAUACCCUCACCCUCAUGAGCUGUAAACAAACUUGCUACUCCAGGGACAUAUUCAUUAGUGUAGACUAGUGAAAUGUGUUUCAAUGGAAUUGUGUCAUGUUGUAAAAGCGUUUGGAGUUAACAGUUUCCGUUGCAAAUGUUUUUGCUAGUGUGCUACGGUGUGCGCAGUGCGCUAAUGAUUACAACCCAGGCUCCCGAUACUCAUUUUUUUAUUUACAUUUUGUUACCUCACUCUUUAGGGAUACCACAUGAGCUUUUGGAGUAACUUUUAAAGCGAUCUUACAGAACGUCUUCUCACUUUGUAACUGUCUAGAUGAUUUCCAAAGCAAUAUCAUUAGACCUUGUGGAAUGUUCCGUUUGUUUUUAUUCUAUGAAUAUCGUUAGCAUUUAUAGUAGAAUUGUCUGUAGGACAUGCACAUAUCCACCUCAAUAAACAUAAUACAAAAUCCCUG
Oncorhynchus tshawytscha (Chinook salmon) is the source of this 4134-nucleotide messenger RNA. Its product is annotated as protein tfg-1. The coding region runs from base 580 to 1917 and encodes 445 amino acids. Lineage: Eukaryota; Metazoa; Chordata; Actinopteri; Salmoniformes; Salmonidae. The transcript is spliced from 12 exons. The record is from RefSeq and is a predicted model, not a curated record.